This is a messenger RNA of Penicillium manginii, 468 nucleotides long. Its product is annotated as CVNH domain-containing protein. The record is from RefSeq and is a predicted model, not a curated record. The transcript is spliced from 3 exons. Lineage: Eukaryota; Fungi; Ascomycota; Eurotiomycetes; Eurotiales; Aspergillaceae. Bases 1 to 468 code for a protein of 155 amino acids.
AUGCAGUUCUUCAUGAAAUGUCUUGCUCUUCUCCCUCUCUUGACCGUUGCGGUUUCCGGUGCCUCCAAGUUUGCAGACACUUGUCAAAAUAUCGAAGGGCGGGGAACCCAAAUUCGUGCGGACUGCCGUGAAAAUGAGCAUGGUCAAUACCGGACUAGUACACUCGAUCUAAACCGUUGUCUCAAGAACGGUAAAGGAGAUCUCAAGUGCGGAAAGAAUGGUGACUUUACCGCCUCUUGUAUCAACUGUAGUCUUCGAGGGCACACUGAGUUGGAAUGCAUGUGCCGCAAUGUUAAGGAGGUAAGUCUUUUCUUAUGCAAUAUGAGCUAUCAUGACUCUUUGGCUGACUAUCAAAAGACAAAUGCAUCAGCAACAACCAUGGCGAGCUUGGCUGCUAGGAGCCAAUAUAAUCUACGGGAUUGGAAUACGAAGGAGAACAAAGCUCAUCUAGAAGCAGGGAAGAGGUGA